Molecule: messenger RNA, 2478 nt
Organism: Hevea brasiliensis (rubber tree)
Lineage: Eukaryota; Viridiplantae; Streptophyta; Magnoliopsida; Malpighiales; Euphorbiaceae
Product: cationic amino acid transporter 8, vacuolar
Exons: 2
Coding region: 145-1953 (602 amino acids)
Biological process (GO): amino acid transport; transmembrane transport
Cellular component (GO): plasma membrane
Molecular function (GO): amino acid transmembrane transporter activity
Source: RefSeq, a predicted model, not a curated record
UCACAACCAGAUUCUAUUAAAACCAAAACAGAUUCUAUUAAAACCAAAACUUUCAAAUGAAGUCCCACAAACAUCUCUCAGAAUUCAACUCUUGUAAUCAUAGCAAAACUCUCGCUCUUCUCUUCCUCUCUCUCUCUUCAUUCCAUGUCUGAAACUAUAUCAGCAGCAGAUCCCAUACACAAGCCAUUACUCACCUCAGCAACAAUGGGUUUGGAAGAAUUUCAAGACCCACCAAAGAAAACUUACUGGAGAUGGAGCAAGCAAGAUUUCUUCCCGGAACCCUCUUUCGAAAACCUCGUCACCUACAGAAAUGCUCUAUCUCACACCUUUCCUCGCCUCAAGGAUCGUCUCCUCUCUCGCUCUACCGACACCAAUGAACUCGUCACUCUCCAGAAAGAGAGCGAAAACCCCAUGCGCAAAUGCCUCAAUUGGUGGGACCUCAUGUGGCUUAGCUUCGGUUCGGUUGUUGGGUCUGGCAUCUUCGUUAUCACCGGCCAAGAAGCUCGUGAUGAUGCUGGUCCUGCUGUAGUUCUUUCUUAUGCUGUCUCUGGUAUCUCUGCAUUGCUUUCGGUCUUCUGUUACGCUGAGUUUGCUGUUGAGAUUCCUGUCGCAGGUGGGUCUUUCUCCUAUCUUCGGAUUGAAUUGGGUGACUUGAUUGCUUUUCUUGCUGCUGGGAAUAUUCUUUUGGAGGCUGUUAUUGGUGCAGCUGGGCUUGGACGUUCUUGGUCCUCAUAUUUUGCCAGCAUGAUCAAUACUAACAAUCCUGAUUUCUUGAGAAUCAGAGUUAAAUCUCUCCCAGAUGGAUUUGAUCUUUUGGAUCCAAUAGCUGUUGUUGUCCUUUUGAUGGCUAAUACCGUAGCAAUGACUGGAACAAAGAGGACUUCUAUUUUGAAUUGGAUUAGUUCUAUUCUCAGUGCUACUAUAAUUGUGUUUAUUAUUGUUGUUGGGUUUAUUCAUGGCAAGAGCUCGAAUUUGGUGCCAUUUUUUCCAUAUGGACCAAAGGGUGUCUUUAAAGCUGCAGCUGUUGUAUACUGGUCUUAUACUGGGUUUGAUAUGGUUGCUACUAUGGCUGAAGAGGCAGAGAAGCCAUCAAGGGAUAUACCAAUUGGGUUGGUUGGUUCAAUGUCUAUGAUCACUGUGGUUUAUUGCUUGAUGGCUUUGGCACUGACCAUGAUGGUGAAAUAUACUGAAAUUGAUCCAGAUGCUGCAUAUUCUGUUGCUUUUUCUCAAAUUGGCAUGAAUUGGGCUAAGUAUUUGGUGAGCAUAUGUGCCCUCAAGGGAAUGACUACAAGUUUGCUGGCUGGAUCUAUUGGACAGGGAAGAUACACCACUCAGAUUGCAAGGUCUCAUAUGAUUCCUCCUUGGUUUGCUCUAGUUCAUCCAAAAACUGGAACACCCAUUAAUGCUACUCUUUUGGUAACUAUACUUAGUGCUAUUGUAGCAUUUUUCACUAGUUUGGACGUUUUGUCAAGUGUCUUUUCCUUGUGUACACUCCUUAUUUUCAUGCUUAUGGCUGUUGCAUUGCUUGUGAGGCGAUAUCAUGUGAAAGAUGUUACUUCAAAGAGUCAUUUGGUUAAAUUUCUUAUGUCUUUAUUCAUCAUUAUUGGUUCUUCAAUUGGAGUAACUGCUAUCUGGAGUUCAAAUGGGAGAGGAUGGAUAGGAUAUGUGGUGACUUUUGUUCUUUGGUUUUUGGGGACCUUGGGGAUGGCGUUGCUAGAAAAGCAACGUGUUCCAAAGGUUUGGGGAGUUCCUCUGGUUCCGUGGUUGCCUUCAUUAUCAAUAGCCAUGAAUUUGUUUCUAAUUGGAUCUUUGGAUUAUAAAGCAUUCCUGAGGUUCAUAAUUUGCUGUGCGGCAAUGAUUUUCUACUAUUUGUUUGUUGGUGUUCAUGCAACUUAUGAUGUAGCUCACAAGAACCAGGAAUCAAGUUUGGGAAAUGCUGCAGGAGUUAUCUAAUGCGGAUGGUGACGUUCAGGGGUGCACAUGGUUAAAAGAAGAACACAUGCUGUUUCAAGAUUCAUUAGGAGUCCAGAGACUUGUCAAAUUGCAGUAGUUUGAACUGUAAGUUCUUUUGAAUAUCUUUCAUUAUAAUGACAAGACAGUUCAGAUAAGAUUGCUAAUCAAAUAGGAUAAAAUGAAAUGGAUUUGAUUCAUCUUUCAUUUAGUGAUGAGAAAAAUCAAGGGUAAUUUAGUGAUGAGAAAAAUCAAGGGUAAACUAAGGGCGCACGAGCGAUGGAAAAUCCAUAUCUAGUGAGGAAAAUAUUUGAAUAUCUUUCUUGUUCACAUAACUAUGUGAAGUGUUGGAGGCCAUAAUUCUUCCAAAAUACUGUUUGAUGAAAGCAUUUGCUAGUACUAUAAUUUUAUGGCUAUGGGUAGCAGAAAGUGUUAAUCUGUUAUGGAGCCAGCUACUUCAGAUCAGUAAGGGACUGCAGAUCAGCAAGGGAUUAUUCAGGUUGCACAAGCUCAAAGCAUACUAUUUCA